Daktulosphaira vitifoliae (grape phylloxera) is the source of this 3347-nucleotide messenger RNA. RefSeq lists its product as uncharacterized. The transcript has 8 exons. Gene Ontology annotation, molecular function: deSUMOylase activity. Gene Ontology annotation, biological process: protein desumoylation. The record is from RefSeq and is a predicted model, not a curated record. Gene Ontology annotation, cellular component: nucleus. Lineage: Eukaryota; Metazoa; Arthropoda; Insecta; Hemiptera; Phylloxeridae. Bases 1533 to 3182 code for a protein of 549 amino acids.
UUUUUUUGUGAUAUAAAAUUAAUUAUAAACUACUAAUUGUAAUAAUAUAGUAUUAGGUUUUCUUUAUCUUGAAUAAAUAAACAAAACUGAAAUAUUAUAUUGAAUAUAAAAUAUUAGUUUAAUUUCAUCAUCAGACUCAUAAUAAUUAUUGUCGUUAUCUCCAUUUACAGGUUUUUAACUAUAUCUCAUUCCAACAACGGAUCGAAAUGCUGUCAUCAUGAGAAUUAUGAUGUUUAUAAGUUAUAGUAUGCACUUAAGUAUUACCAUUGUGUUAUACACUAUAGUAUUACUUAUUACUUAAUAAUUAGUUAAGUUAAAAACAAACAAUUAAUAUUAAAAUCGAGUAUAAAAUUUCAUUUAAAAAAUCAUCUAAAUUGUUAAGAUCACUUCAAAAAUAGUAAUUGUAAAUAAAAAACUUAUAAAACUCUGAAUUCAUUUAAAGAUUAAUAUCAAUACUAUUAAAAAGUAUGUUAAUUAAAAUUUUUGUAAAUAAACUGUUUAAUACCCAUUUAAUUAAACCCAUUGUUUAUUAUUGUGAUAUGAAACGGCGUGUCAGCUAUGCAAUUUAGCUACAUGAAUGUCUUAAUUUCAAUAAUUUGUGAAUUAUUUCUUGUAAGCUGAAAAAAUUUUUUAGACUCGAUGCAUAAAUACUAGAAGACUUUUAGAUAAAACUGGCACAAUGAUAUUUUACAUAUACUAGAUCAUAAUUAAUACUAAACCAUUUUAGUCAGAAUUAAUGGAAUUUUGUAAUCCUAAAAUAAUUUUAUCAAAUCUUGACAUUUUUCCUUCUUUGGGCAAGGAAGACUAUGAACCUAUUAUUAACAUUUCUACAAAUUCACUUCAGUACAAUAUUUUAAUGAAAAGUACAAUUUGUCUGUCACAGUAGGACAACAAAAACUAUUGUUCUUUUUAAACUUUGAUAUAAACUUGUAAAUAAUUUCAAUAUAGUUAAAAUGUUAGUAUAGUAUGAAAAAUUGAUUUUUUUCUAAUGGUAAAAUCAAAUGUAAUCAUUUUUCUUAAAAUACAAUAAAAUUUAUCAGUUCUAAUAUGACAAAAUUUCAUAAUUAAGUAGCAAAGUUAAAAAAUCGAAAUGCAGCUAAUGAUGGAAAUGAUUAAAUUUUAAUAAAAUUCAAAACUAAUACCCAACCAGAGUCUUUUUUUUGUAGGAAUUGUUUACUAUUCCUAAAUUUAUUAUGAGUUAAUUAAAAAAUUAAUAGUUUUAACUUCGAUGUGAAGUAUUAUAUAUACUAAAAUGUGUUUGAUUUAAUUUCUUUGUCUGUUACCAUUCAAUCUCAGCUCUCGCUGGCCCGAUUUUGAUGAACAAUAUGAAAUAUGAUUAACAAUUAUUUUUAAUUUUUAAAUAUUUAAGUGGCUUAUAAUAAAAGAAUUCAACGAAUUAACUCUCCAUGACAAUCAUGACUUUAUCAUAUAUAAACGUUGUCUAUGUUGACAUUGGGAUCACUUCGUGUUUGCUCGUCAAAAUAAGCUAUCAUCUCGUGUAAGUAUUUAGAGUUAUUUAACUAAUUAUUAAUAUGGCAAGCGAAAACAAUACGGAUAGUCAUAUUUAUGAAACAAAUAUGAAUGUUGUGAAACGCAGAAUUGAAGAAUUCUGGAAUCGUCGUUUCAUGAGUUCUAAUUUAGUCGUUGAUAGUCCAGAAGAUCCCCAAACAUCAAGACAGUCUAAAGCAAAUUCUAGUGGAAAUAUUAACACUGAAACAAAUACAGUUAAGCCAAAAAAACCAACCUAUCGUAAACAGCUUGAAAGCGAUGAAAUUAUUGCAGAAAAAAUGAAAUUGAUACAGCGAGGAGAUAUUGGAACACUUAUUAGGAAUCAAAAAUCUGGAAAAUAUGGAGAGAAACUAUCAGUUCCAGCCAAAAAAAGUUAUAUACCAAUUGUAAAUGACAAAGCACCAAAAAUACCAGCAUAUUUAUUAGGAAAAAGUUUUCAUAAGAAUCACUUGCAUCGCAACAAAUGCGAUGAAAAAAAGCAACCCAUAGAAGUAUCUUCCAAUGAUAAUGGUGGCCCUAAUAUAGAAAGUAACUUAUCCGAAGAACAUGAUGAAGUCAUUAAAAAAUUAGAAGCUAAUAAUGAACCUUCAAAUGACGUUACAAUACCUGAAGUGUCUACUGAUAAAGUAAAAGAAACACUAGAAGAAAAAAUAAUUCAUUUAGAACCCGCAAAAUAUGAAGUAAAAGAGCAACUCCUAGAGAUAUCCUCUUCUGAAAGUUCAAAUUUAAAAAGAAAGUCAUCCGAUAAAGAUGAGAAAAUCAUAAAAAAGGCAAAAAUUAGUUCUGAACUUUUACAUGCGACAACGUCAAAUGACGUUACAUUACCAAAAGUGUCUACUGAUAAAGUAAAAGAAACUCCAGAAGAAAAAAUAACUCAUUUAGAACCCACAAAAUGUGGAGCAAAAGAGCAACUACAAGAGUUAUCCUCUUCUGAAAGCCCAAAUUUAAAAAGAAAAUCAUCCGAAAAAGAUGAGAAAAUCAUAAAAAAGUCUAAAGUUAGUUCUGAAGUUUCGCCUUCAAAUAUGAAUGACGUGUUGCCUGUCGUGUCCGUUGUCAAAAUUGAUGAAAUACCAAAGAAAGAAAUAGAAGUGACGCAUGAUCCGAACACAAAUGAACUAGAUCAGUAUAACGCGCCUUCGUUUAAGUCCCCUAAAUCUUGGUACACUUCGGACACAAUUAAUGAUUAUCUCAAAUUGAUAGUGAAAAGGUCCAAUGGCGAAGUUCAUGCUGUCGUUACCGACUUCAUACCAGCAUAUCUUCGAGGAGGUUAUCCAGCUGUCAGAAGAUGGAUAAAAAAAGAUAUCCAUACAUUAAAGUUUCUUUUUGUGCCAAUGAAUGUACUUGGCGGACAUUGGAUAUUGACUGUGGUAAACGUACCCGAAAGAACUGUGACAUCAUAUGACAGUCUCAAGUGUUAUGAUGGUCCUUAUUCUAUGGUACUGAAGGAGUAUCUAACUGACUGGGAGAUGGAUAAAAAAGGAGCAGCUUCAUCGUGGACUUUAAAAAUCGGUGAGACGACUCGUCAAACUAAUGGGUAUGACUGUGGUCCAUUUACGGUCGAGCUAGCAGAAAAAAUGUCACGUGGAGACACAACUCCUAUUAAUGCGAGUCUUAUGUCUUCUGUAAGAUUAAGACACAGAGAAGAAAUUAUAGCCGGCCAACUAUUUCUAUAAUUUCUCAUGAAAGAUAUUGCUUAAAUGGCUUAUAUAAAGUUCCUAAUUUUUACAUUAAAUUGAUAAUUUUGUUAAUACGCUUUUAUACUUCCUAACAUUUUCUUACGUUUUAUAAGCUUAGUGUUAUUAUUAUUUUUUGUGAUUUUUCUUUGUUACAUUGCUUUA